Spirodela intermedia is the source of this 5174-nucleotide messenger RNA. The record is from the annotation of a GenBank genome assembly. NCBI's taxonomy places the organism in Eukaryota, Viridiplantae, Streptophyta, Magnoliopsida, Alismatales, Araceae.
AUGGCGGCGGGGAGGGCAGCGAUGGAAGUAGGGCCGGAUGGCGUCGCGGUGAUUACUAUCGUGAAUCCUCCCGUAAACUCCCUAUCUAUUGACGGUAUUCUCCUCCUCCUUUCCUUGAGAAUUGCGAAAUAUGACCUGGCUGCAUAAAGCUCCGUAUUUUCUGUGUAAUUUCCUCCGCUGGGCGUCGUCUCUUCAUUUCCUACAUGCUGUUCUGCGCUCUAGACGGAAAUUGGAAAAUAAAAUGAGGUGGAACGAACGUUCUUCUGUAGUGCUGCUACUUGCCUAUCACUUAUGCAUUUUCUCCUGGCCCUUAUAUGGCCUAAUUUUUAUGCAUCAUACUGCGCAAUCGGUUCCCACAUCAUGUGCACUGAAAGAUGAUUAUCUUUGAAUUUGUCUAAAAGUUAUUUGGAUUGGGUAAAAGUAACUUUCCUCAUUAUAUUUCAGUGUUGUUCAGCCUCAAAGAUAAUUAUGAGGAAGCGAUACAAAGAGAUGACGUGAAAGCGAUUGUGAUUACCGGUGACAAAAACACUUUUUCUUGCUUUCAUCGGGGAGAGUUAAUUUUUUUUUUUAUUCUAAUUUAGUAUUCAACACUUGAUUAAAAAAAUCAGGGGCAAAAGGAAAAUUUUCCGGAGGUUUUGAUAUCAAUGCUUUUGGUGGAAUUCAACAGGGGAAAGGUGACCAUAGUCUGCUUUUUAUGUUUGUGCAAUCAGGAUGCUUUUUGUGACUCGACCAUCCUUUUUAUGAUAAUGCAGCGGUGGAGCCCAAAGUUGGUUAUAUUUCAAUAGAUAUUAUCACCGAUUCGUUAGAAGGUAUUGUUUGGACAAUAUCCAUCCUCUUAGUUAAGCAUAGGAUGUUCAUCAUGAAAAAACGUCUUCUUUUCUCAGGCGCAAGGAAGCCUUCUGUGGCAGCUAUUGAUGGCCUUGCACUUGGAGGUGGAUUGGAGGUUGCAAUGGUGGGUUCCAGAGUUCAUUCCCCCUAAUUCUAAAUAUUUGUUUUAUUUUCUUGUUUGAUGGAAACAAUGGCUUCACUUAAAUUGGUGUAUUUACCUAGUUAGGCUUGUCAUGGGCGUAUUUCAACUUCAACUGCACAACUAGGCCUUCCUGAACUUCAACUCGGGAUCAUUCCUGGAUUUGGAGGUACUGCGUUUGCAUUCAUGAAAAGCUGGAAUUGAGAAAAAGAAGGCUUGAUAAACUGCGCCCUGUUAUGGCAUCUGUUACGAACAUUCCAAUAUUUUUUGACGGUUGUAGUUGGCUGACUUAUGCAUUAUUUCCAACAGCGUGGGAUAAUAUUCUUCAGGUCUCGGUGAUCUUGUCUGGCUGUGAUCGCCGCACAGAUCAGAAGCCGAACUUGUAUUUUAAUGAUGACAGGAUCAUCCUUUACAAUAUUCAAAUCUCUUCUUUUCACCAUUCAAGACUUUGCUAUGUUAACCAUUCUCGAUAUUCAUUUUCCCUUGAGAUGUAUCUUUAUAGUUUAGUGCUUUUUACCUUGAGACUGCAAUGCGAAACGUGACAGGAAGUGGUUUCUUUUGAUGUUGUAACCAUACUGCUCAUUUAAUGGACGCAUGUCAACAGACCAAACUACUACCGCCCUUCAGAAAGUAUUUUGUAAAUAACUGUGUGCGUAAUGUUUUCUUAUUUUUUUUACGUUUUUUAUCGUGUUAUUUUGAUGAUCUAUAUUGUAGUUCAUCUAUUUUCGGCAUUUCUCCAUCUUUCUUAUUUCAAAUUGUGGCCUUCAGACAGGUUUACUCUCCCUUUACACAUGCGGUCAGUGGAGGUUGUUGAGGAUAUUUUCUUGUAUUUAUUUUCAUAGAUCAGAAAUAAUUCAUUCUGUCUGUUAGUCAAGUCCUUAGUUUCAAAUCAACUAACAUUCUUUUAUGUUCCAGGAACACAACGACUUCCUCGUCUUGUGGGUCUUUCUAAGGCUCUCGAAAUGAUCCUUGUAUGUGGUCUUAUGGCUAUCUCGUGGAUUUAACCAUUAUGAUAAAAGCCUUUACGCAUGCUAACAUCUCGUGAAUUGGUUCAUUCCACUUAUGUUUUAUGUUCUCCAUGCCUCAACAGUUGUCUAGGCCAAUUAAAGGAUCGGAAGCUUAUGCCUUUGGAUUGGUGGAUGCCAUAGUUCCACCUGAAGAGCUGGUUGAUACCGCUCGUCGUUGGGUUCUUGAUAUUGUCGAGUAUAGAAAACCAUGGAUCAAGAGUCUUUACAAAACCGACAAAAUAGAGCCCCUGGGAGAGGCAAGGGAAAUCCUCAAGUUUGCAAGAACCCAGGCACAAAAACAGGCUGCUAAUCUCCAACACCCAUUAGUUUGUAUUGAUGUUAUUGAAGAGGGCAUUGUCUCAGGGCCUCGUGCAGGGCUAUGGAAGGUAUGUUUGGCUCUGCUCUUCUUUUGUACAGUCGGGAUUAGUUUCAGCUAUCUAAUCUUGAUAUCCACGUUUUGCAGGAAGCUGAGGCUUCCCAGAAGCUUAUUAAUUCAGACACGUGCAAGAACCUGCUUCAUGUCUUUUUUUCUCAACGUGCAACUUCCCAGGUCCGUAGAACCUGAUUUGAUCGAGAGACUAUAGGUUUCUGUAUGUCUAUUGUAAGCUAGCUGUGUGCAACCAGUCAUGCGUUCCAUGCAAACAUUUCCUUAUUAGAUUCACCAUCUCUAUAGCUAACUUACGAUUUAGAAAUUAAUGAAAGAAAACAACAAAUAAACAUGUUGCUUGUAAUCGUACACCAUCCACAUAAAUUAGGUCUGGUAUCUCUUGUUCUUUCUGACUUCAAUGAGAGAAUUACUGUCACUUUUCUUUUUUUUUAAUAUCACUUGUCCUAUUUUAUGUUUAUUUUGCCCUGAUAAAUUAUUGUACCAGUGUAUUUUAAUCCCUCAAUUAGAUAUAUUUAACCUUUUAUGGUUCUCAUAUAUUUCUUUCGAAGAAAUUUCCUGUUUUCUUCUUUUUGUUGCGCAACCUUUUCUUGGGACCAUUAGUGCAUUGUUUUCCUACUAUCAUCUGACAUGAUUUAAACUUGUAACAGGUUCCUGGGGUUGCUGACCAUGGUUUGAGGCCGAGGCAAGUAAAUAAAGUAGCUAUUCUUGGUGGUGGGUUCAUGGGGUCUGGAAUUGCCACGGCACUAAUACUGAGUAAUAUUCCCGUAAUCCUGAAAGAAGUGAAUGACAAAUUCUUGCAGGCAGGGAUUGGGAGGAUUAAAGGUACCUAACUAACAGGUCUUUUACUGAAUUUCUCUGUACCUUUCCAGGCAUUUGCCAAAAAUACUAAUUUAUUGAAUUUCUUAAACUAUAUUCGUGCUCAUAAUAUUACUCUCCUCAGGCAAUUUACAGAGCCGUGUGACGAAGGGAAAAAUGACCGAGGAGAGGUUUGAGAGAGCCCUCUCUCUCCUGACAGGUGUUCUCGACUAUGAACGCUUUAAAGAUGUAGAUCUGGUCAUUGAGGUGCGCAUCCAAGCUCUCGUUCGUGUGAAUUGUAACAUACUUUUUAUUUUCUUUCGAUAUUUUCCAUUUUUAGCAUAUUUUAUUUGAGUUGUCUUUGUACCUGAUAUUAUGACAGGCGGUUAUAGAGGAUGUAUCCCUGAAGCAGAAAAUAUUUUCUGACCUGGAAAAAUACUGUUCACCCCACUGCAUCCUAGCUAGCAAUACUUCUACGAUAGACUUGAACUUGAUCGGGGAGGGUACUAAAUCCCUAGAUCGUAUAGUUGGUGCUCAUUUCUUCAGGUAAUCAACACCACAGCAUUUAUUUCCAAAUUAUCAAUUUUUUUAUCCUUAAAUCUCAUCUUAAUCCACGCUCUCGGCACAGCCCUGCUCAUAUCAUGCCACUCUUGGAGAUUGUCCGUACUCAGACGACGUCACCUCAAGUAGUCAUUGACCUAUUGGAUUUUGGAAGGCAAAUUCGUAAAACCCCCAUUGUGGUUGGCAACUGCACUGGUUUUGCCGUCAACCGGAUGUUCUUUCCUUAUCCACAGUCAGCAUUCUUGUUUGUUGAACACGGUUUGGAUGUUUAUCAAGUUGAUCGAGCAAUCACUAAGUUUGGAAUGCCGAUGGGGCCAUUCAGGUACUUUUUUGCAUAAUGUCUUUUGGGUAGAAGCUGUAGACGUGAAUCGACAUAGUUUUUUUAUGGGUCUCGAAUAUAUAUAUAGAUUUUCUUUCUUCUUCUCGACCCCAUAUCUGUAAUGAAUCCACCGGUUGACUUCCCAAAUCGUUUGAAUUUAUUUUCAUAAUGUGCGCAGAAUGGUCGAUCUCGUCGGCUUUGGAGUCGCCAUUGCUACCACCAUGCAGUACCUCCAAAGCUUCCCUGAAAGAUGCUACAGAUCAGUGCUUCUGCUGCUCAUGAUGGAGGACAAGAGGGGAGGUAAUCAUCAUCCACGGAGAGUUAAAUCCGCCAUCGUGCUCGUCGGAGUUCAGAGUUUCUCAUUUGCAGCACGCGGUCUAUUUCACAGGCGAAGCUACUCGCAAGGGAUUCUAUACGUACGAUGACAGAAGGAAGGCCAUGCCGGACCCUGAAUUGAAGAAGUAUGUUGAGGAAUCGAGGAAAACGGCCGGUAUCACCCCUGAUCCAAAGGUCCUCUCUCUCUCUCUCUCUCUCUCUGCACCUCCAUGAUUGUGAUAACCAGCUUCAUUCUCAUUCUCCUUUGGAUUCUGCAGCUGAUGAAGGUGUCGGACAAUGAAAUCGUGGAGAUGAUCUUCCUUCCCGUGGUGAACGAGGCCUGCCGCGUGCUCGAGGAAGGGAUCGUCACCAAGGCAUCGGAUCUCGACAUCGCCUCCAUCAUGGGCAUGGGCUUCCCCCCUUACAGGUCUGCUUUCGUCAGUUGACCAUUUGUGGCCCCCACAGUGUUCUAGACCUCAGGCUGGGUCCCCACCCACCCACCCAUCACUUCCACUUCAUCUAAUAUUUGGGUUUUUCUGAUCAGGGGCGGCAUUAUGUUCUGGGCGGAUUCUCUUGGGGCCAAGUAUAUACACUCGAGGCUAGAGCAGUGGUCAAACAUCUACGGCGAUUUCUUCAAGCCGAGCGCCUACCUGGCUGAAAGGGCCGCCAAAGGCCUUCCUCUGGUGGGAUUCAUGCCUCAUACAUGUUACGUUCACCCCCCUCCCACCCCCCCACAGAAUCUUAUGACUGCUGACGGGCAAUUGAUAAAACUUUUUUCCCCCGCAGAGUGCUCCGCCGAACCCCGCGAAGCCUCGGCUGUAG